AUGGAGGUGGCUAACCUCUCGGAGCCCAAGCGGGAGCCGACCCCCAGAGACGCAGUUCUGGCUGGCAGAGAGCCGCUCUUCUCGGUCUUUACAGUGUUGGUGGUGACGCUGCUAGUACUGCGGACCGUGACCACUUUCCUGUGGAACUUGCUGGUUCUCGUCACCAUCCUGCGCGUCCGCGCCUUCCAUCGUGUGCCACAUAACUUGGUGGCCUCAACGGUCGUGCCCAUGUCGGACGUACAGGUGGCGGCGUUGGUGAUGCUUCUUAGCCUGACAAGCGAGCUGUCAGCCGGGCGGCGUUGGAUGCUGGGCCGGAGCCUGUACCACGUGUGAGUCUCCUGCGACGUUCUGUGCUGCACUACCAGCAUCUGGAACGUGGCGGCCAUCGCCUUGGAUCGCUACUAGACUACACGCCACCUACAGUACACGCUGCGCACCCGCCAUCGCGCCUCUGCGCUGAUGAUCACACUCACUUGGGCGCUGUCGGCACUCAUUGCCCUGGUGCCGCUGGUCUUUGGCUGGGGCGAAGCGUACGAUGCCCAGCUCCAACGCUGCCAUGUGAGCCAGGAACCCUCCUACGCCAUCUUCUCUACCUGCAGCGCCUUCUUCUACCUGCCACUUGGAGUGGUGCUCUUCGUUUAUUGGAAGAUCUACAAGGUGGCCAAGUUCCGCUUUGGCCGCCGCUGAGCUGUACUGCCAAUGCUGACCACCGUGCACGUGAAGGAGGCCCCUCAGGGAGCUGAGAUGGUGUUCACAGCUGGGCGCCAAGCCACCGUGACCUUGCGAGUAGGUGGUGAUUCCCGUUGGGAGCAGGAGAAACAGGCCGCCAUGAUGGUGGGGAUUCUGAUCAGUGUCUUCGGUUGUUGGGUCCCCUUCUUCUUGGCAGAACUCAUCAGCCCUCUCUGUGCCUGCAGUCUGCCCCCCAUCUGGAAAAGCAUAUUCCUGUGGCUUGGCUAUUCCAAUUCCUUCUUCAACCCCCUGAUUUAUAAAGCUUUGAACAAGAACUACAACAAUGCCUUCAAGAGCCUCUUCACCAAGCCAAGAUAA
Chrysochloris asiatica (Cape golden mole) is the source of this 1047-nucleotide messenger RNA. RefSeq names its product 5-hydroxytryptamine receptor 5B-like. NCBI's taxonomy places the organism in Eukaryota, Metazoa, Chordata, Mammalia, Afrosoricida, Chrysochloridae. Gene Ontology annotation, biological process: chemical synaptic transmission; G protein-coupled receptor signaling pathway, coupled to cyclic nucleotide second messenger. The record is from RefSeq and is a predicted model, not a curated record. Gene Ontology annotation, cellular component: dendrite; membrane. Gene Ontology annotation, molecular function: neurotransmitter receptor activity; G protein-coupled serotonin receptor activity.